GUUCGGUUAAUCUCUCAUCCCUCCUCUAUCGAUACAUGUGCUCGCGAUUUUCAUACAAUAAUUAGUUUUCCAGUUGUGUUAUGUUUAAGACAACGUGUUUGUAAGGCGUGUCACAAAUAUCAGCGGUACGCGAUUAAAUUUUGCGUUAAACUCGGCGAUUCCGUUAUGGAAACGUACGAUAAAUUGAUGAAAGUGUUCGGUGAUAAAGCCCUGAGUCGUGCUCAGGUGUUUCGAUGGCAUAAAAAUUUUAAAAAUGGUCGUGAAAGCGUCGGGGAUGAACCGCGAAGUGGGAGACCGGUUGAAGCUCGAACUGACAACAAUGUUCAGCGUGUGCGCACUCUCGUGCAUCAAGAUCGGCGUUUAACCGUUCGAAUGUUGGCUGAUGAACUUAAUUUGAAACGAGAAACCGUCAGAAAAAUUUUAACUGAUGAUUUGUCCAUGAAAAAGCUGUGUGCAAAGAUGGUACCUUCAUCAUGACAAUGCUCCAUGCCAUCGUGCCUUCAGUGUGUCGCGAUUUUUGACCUCUAAGAACAUCGCAGUGUUGCCACAAGCGCCCUAUUCGCCGGAUAUGUCACCCAG
This is a messenger RNA of Cinara cedri, 579 nucleotides long. The record is from the annotation of a GenBank genome assembly. Lineage: Eukaryota; Metazoa; Arthropoda; Insecta; Hemiptera; Aphididae.